CUCUCUGACUCCAAGCCAUGUUCUCCAACAUAGAAGUAGUCUGCCUGCUUGUCAUCUUCAAGGUUCCCUUUGUUACAGGAACAGGCUGGCAGCACCCUGGCCCCAGGCUGAAAUUUGACCCCUGGCUGUCAGCGUUACAGUUCAUAGAGCUAGAUGGGUCACCAGUGUACCCAAACCCUCCCUGUGGAGGAACCAUACCUCGAACCCCCACCAGACCACCUCCCAUGGACAAAAAAAACUCCACCACUUUGUACCAAGCAGUUGACAUAGACGGGUCACCUGUGAACCACAACCCUCCCUGCAGGGUCAUUCUACACCCAGACCAAGCUUUGACCACAAUCCCAGCCCUAACAUGGACAACCCCAGCCAUGACAAGGACAACCCCAGCCUUGACAAGGACAACCCCAGCCAUGACAAGGACAGCCCUAGGAAUGACAAGGACAACCCCAGCCCAGACAGUGAUGACGACAACCCCAGCCCUGACAAGGACAACCCCAGCCAUGACAAGGACAACCCCAGCCCUGACAGUGAUGACGACAACCCCAGCCCUGACAAGGACAACCCCAGCCAUGACAAGGACAACCCCAGCCCUGACAGUGAUGACGACAACCCCAGCCCUGACAGUGAUGACGAUAACCCCAGCCAUGACAAGGACAACCCCAGCCCUGACAGUGAUGACGACAACCCCAUCCAUGACAAGGACAACCCCAGCCCUGACAGUGAUGACGACAACCCCAGCCCUGACAGUGAUGACGACAACCCCAGCCCUGACAACGACAACCCCAGCCCUGACAAUGACAACCCCAGCCAUAACAAUGAUGACCACAUCCCCAGCCAGGACAGUGAUGAUGACAACCCCAGCCCUGACAAGGACAACCCCAGCCUUGACAAGGACAACCCCAGCCAUGACAAGGACAGCCCUAGGAAUGACAAGGACAACCCCAGCCCAGACAGUGAUGACGACAACCCCAGCCCUGACAAGGACAACCCCAGCCCUGACAAGGACAACCCCAGCCCUGACAGUGAUGACGAUGACCCCAGCCCUGACAAGGACAACCCCAGCCCUGACAGUGAUGACGAUGACCCCAGCCAUGACAAGGACAACCCCAGCCCUGACAGUGAUGACGACAACCCCAGCCCUGACAGUAAUGAUGACAACCCCAGCCCUGACAAGGAUAACCCCAGCCCUGACAACGACAACCCCAGCCCUGACAAUAACAACCCCAGCCCUGACAAUGAUGACCACAUCCCCAGCCAUGACAGUGAUGACGACAACCCCAGCCAUGAAAAGGACAACCCCAGCCUUGACAGUGAAGAGGACAACCCCAGCCCUGACACUGAUAAGGACAACCCCAGCCAAGACAGUGAAGAAGACAACCCCAGCCAAGACACUUUUGAGGACAUCCCCAGCCCUGACAAGGACAACCCCAGCCCUGAGAGUCAGAAGUACAACACCAGCCAUGAAAGUGACAAGAAAAGCCAACAUUAGGAUACCAUUCACCAAACCGGCCUUCAACCACCCCUCGCACAAGUUGAUCCAACUCCUCCUGUACAGAUACAAUUUGAUCAGACAUUCUGGUUAUUGGCUGUUGCCUGAACAAAGAGGUCUCUCUGAACCAAUCAGAAUGCUCUCUCAUCAACACAGAGUGGCGUCUUCUGGGUUAUGGACCAACUACAUGAAGAACCGAGAUUCAACGUCUGUUGUGAAUGGAAACAACAGACAGUUAGUUUGGUCAGUACUGGGGAGAGCAGGACAGGCAAAAAGACAGAGAAUCGUUGUAUCCUCCUCAUCUUCUGAGGGAGACUAGGGAUGCAAAAUGUCCUGGUUCCAAUCCUUUCAAGACAUUUUACAACAGGGAUUACUGGACAACCCGGCAAUGUUUGUAAAGCUACUGGAAUUAUUCAUCUACAAUGAACACGUACAGCUUUGGACAUUAGAGUCAGUAAAAACUCAGUCCAGGAUACACUACAAACAGGACUGGGGUCAAGUCAUACUGAGGGCAUGUUCUUGCUUACAAAACACCGUAAUUGUAGUAAUUAUAACAUUGUUUUUAUUAUUACACCAGUAGUACAUUGCU
Messenger RNA from Esox lucius (northern pike), 2078 nucleotides. RefSeq names its product cell surface glycoprotein 1-like. The transcript has 2 exons. Bases 353 to 1489 code for a protein of 378 amino acids. Lineage: Eukaryota; Metazoa; Chordata; Actinopteri; Esociformes; Esocidae. The record is from RefSeq and is a predicted model, not a curated record.